AUGCCGCACCUGGGCCCUGCCAAGCAGGUGACAUGCGGCUCCACCAUCAAGCUGGCACACGACAGCAGCAAGUACCGGCUGCACUCCCAGGGGAUCCCCUACAGCCGCGGCAGCCGGCAGCAGUCGGUGACGGCCUUCCCUCUGGAGCACGCGGACAGCAGCAGCUACUGGGUGGUGCAUGGAACCAAGGACAAGCCCUGCCGACCAGGAUUCCCUGUGAACAAGAGGCAGCAGCUGCGACUGCAGCACGUGGCGUCGCGCAAAUGGCUCCACAGCCACACCUACCAGAGUCCGCUGUCGGGAAACCAGGAGGUCAGCGCGUUUGGCGCCGACGACCGGUCCGACGGCGGCGACGUGUGGACCGUGGAAUGGGACAGCAAGGCCUCCCACUGGAAGCAAGACGUCAAGGUGAGGCUGCGUCACGAGGACACACAGACCUACCUGCACUCCUACAAGCAGGCCUCGUUCGGCCACCCCAUCGCCGGGCAGAACGAGGUCUGCGCGGUCAAGAAGCAGGGGCGCGAGUCGGAGUGGUUUGCGGCUGAGGGCAUCUACCUGCCGCGCAACGACGUGGCACGCGCAAAGGCGGCAAGCACAGCGGGCGGCAGCAAGGGGGACGGCGGGGGCGCAGGGGCCGCAGCGAGCGACAAGAAGCCCAAGGAGAGCGGCAAGAAAUCCAAAAAAUCCAAGAAGCAGGGGGGCCGCGGCAGGGCGGACGAGCUGUAA
Molecule: messenger RNA, 726 nt
Organism: Monoraphidium neglectum
Lineage: Eukaryota; Viridiplantae; Chlorophyta; Chlorophyceae; Sphaeropleales; Selenastraceae
Product: Stromal cell-derived factor 2-like protein
Exons: 4
Coding region: 1-726 (241 amino acids)
Source: RefSeq, a predicted model, not a curated record